AUGCCUAAACACAGGCUACUAAAACUUAUAAUGGGAGCUGUAUGUCAAAAAUCUUCUCCGCCCGGGACUGUUGGGAAGCCGGACCCAGGCGUGAACGGGAUUGAAGAAGAGCAGGAGAUUCGCUUUCGAACAGAUACAGAAGAAGGCUACGUUCGGCUUUCUACAAACUCUUCGCUGACAAGCGAUCUGCGGGCCUCCUCUUCCCGCAUCUUGAGCGAACCGCUGCCCGACCCAAGCAAAAACAGCGCCAAUCAUCACCGCACUCGCGCCUUCUCUUGCACCACUAACAAGGCUGCCCCAUCAACACCGCUCAAGUCACCUAUCCGCUCUAAAUCUACAUUCGUCGACCAAACCAACAAAACAAACAACAACAACUCGGAAGACGAAAACGACGACGUUUUCCUCGAGCACGGCUCCAACGUCUUUCGUCUCCCAAAACCUUCGCCAGACGAAAAAGAGCCUGCCAAAAGAGCCAAAAGCGCGGACGAUGGAUACUCUCGCAUUCAGCGCAAUCCCGCUAUUCCCUCCCGCUCUACAUCAAUACUGAAGGAUCCAAAUUACGACAAAGUAGCUGUUGUCUCGUAG
Oikopleura dioica is the source of this 585-nucleotide messenger RNA. The record is from the annotation of a GenBank genome assembly. Lineage: Eukaryota; Metazoa; Chordata; Appendicularia; Copelata; Oikopleuridae.